This is a messenger RNA of Cinclus cinclus, 823 nucleotides long. RefSeq names its product polysaccharide biosynthesis domain containing 1 (gene PBDC1). Lineage: Eukaryota; Metazoa; Chordata; Aves; Passeriformes; Cinclidae. Gene Ontology annotation, cellular component: cytoplasm. The record is from RefSeq and is a predicted model, not a curated record.
CCCUUUCCGGCAGCGAUGGCGGCGGCGGGACUGGCGGGACUGGCGGGACUGGGCCCCGGCGAGGCCGCGGCGGCCGCUCAGGCGCUGGCGCUGCCCGCGGAGAGCUUCGGCAACGACCCCCGCGUGGAGCUGGCCUGGGCGGCGAGGGCUCACCAGCACGCCCAGGUCUACUUCAACCUCAUCUCCUCCGUGGACCCCAAAUUCCUGAGCCUGACCAAGGUGGACGAUCGGAUCUACGAGGAAUUCCGCAGAACCUUCCGGGACCUGCGCGUCGACGUCCUGGACCCCGAGGAGCUCAAAUCGGAGCCGGCCAAGGAGAAGUGGCGCCCGUUCUGUCUCAGCUUCCAGGACCUGGUGGAAGAUUUCAACUACGGGACCUUGCUCAGGCUGGACUCGCGCAGGGACUACAGCGAGGAAAACUCCAUUUUUGCCCCCAGGAUCCAAUUCUUCGCCAUCGAAAUCGCCCGGAACAGGGAGGGCUUCAACGACGACGUUUACAGCAGAAAAUCCCGAUGAGGAUUGGGAAUUUUUGGGGUUUUAUUUUUAUUUUUAUUUUUUUGGGGGGGGUGGGAAUUAUGGGAUGGGGCGAGGAAGGCAGGAACCCCCACCCCCACCAGGUUGGAUUUGAUGGGAGCAGCCCCAAAACCGUUCCCAGGGUUUUUUUGUUGUUGUUUUUUUUUUUUUUUUUUUUUUUUUUGGGAAAUUUGUGGAAUUUCGGGAUGGCCGGAGCUGCUCCAGCUCUAAAUAAAUGUUGGAAAAAAUCCCAAUGCUGGUUUUGGGGAUCGUCGGUGGGAAAAUCCCAAUCUGUGGUUUUUUUUUUUGG